AUGGACGCCGGCUCCUCUUUCGAGGCUGAGAGGGAACCCGAGAGUAUGGCGGCCACCAGCUCUGGCGUCUCGUCUGCCUUUGAGAGAUUGCCCGAGGAGAUCAUUCAGCAGAUACUUCAACUGACCGAACCAAACUCAUUCGCCUCAGCAGUGCUCCUGAACACAAAAUGGCGGCGGGUCUCUCAGCAAGCACAUCUUUACGCCCACCAACUUUCGCAUUGUCCUUCGUAUGCGGCGAGCCAUAGCGCUUCGCCGCCUGCUUCUGUCAAGGAUGAGGAUCUGCCGCGCUUGCGACGUCUCUUCUCGCGAGAGAUCAAGCGCAACUUAUUUGAGGUCUACUUGCGCCCGAAAACGACGACGAUAAAGCUGGUAUCCAACUCGAUCAGCUCUUCCUCUGCCCCUGGCGGCGAGGGUAUGCAGUUCAGCUCUUCGCCUCGGGGUCAUCAUGUCCUUGCCUACAAUUCGUCUCGAAUCUAUGUGCUGGACUUGAGAGGAUCUGAUCUGGAAGUGCGGCGCGAACUCAAAAUUUUGCGCCGCCCAGUUUCUACAUGUAUUCUAGACGACGGCACCGUUCUCGCUGUAUUGUCCUCUGAUAUGCAGGUCGAUAUCUACGACCUCCGAGAACAUCCCCCGAGGCGCACGCAAUCUUUGAUAUUGGAUCAUUCCCCUCGAACUAUAGCGCUGUCGCCUUGCGGAAGUGUACUGGCGGCUGCAUAUGAGGGGGGUAUCGAAGUAUCAUCUCUUGGCACCGGUGCUAUGUCUACAGACCGGAGAGCCGUCAAAUGCGACGCUGUGGACUAUCUGGCUUUCUCAUCAGAUGGCACACAGCUUUUGGGCACGACAACCUCUGCACACCAGUCAAAUACUGUCAUCCUCACCGCGCCGUACUAUGAUCCCGGCGCCCAAAUGGCGGAAGACAACAUCAGUGCAUUGUGGACCACCUCCAUCUUAUUUCCAAACACUAGUCGUGACUGCAGCCAUGCUACGUUGCUGCAAGAGUCGGGCUCUCAGGAAGCAAGCUGGACUUUUACCUACGACCGCAGUUUCGAGACCUUCCGUGCCGUCCGCAUCGACGAUCUCCGGAAUGGAACAACGUACUUUACUGGACCGGCUCCAACCUCGAGAACAGCUGCUCACAGUACAUUUUUACCUUGCACCUUACCUGCGGCCACCAAUUGUGGUGAUAUUGUCUCUGCCGGGUUUGAAGGCAAGGAUGUCUGGAUAUACGGCGUCCCCGAAGAUCUGGAGGCUGUUCCAGAAACGCAUACCGAGUCGGCGGUGCCUGGCCUGAGUCGGCACAGCAGUGCUCCGUCCAUGCGCUCGCCUUCCCGAUCACAGGAACCGGUAGGAGGCAGAGUCCUUCAAUGGCAAUUAUUGUGUGACAGAAAUCGCAACACAUUUGUUGGUGGGCGUAAAAUUGCGCAGCUACAUCGUGUGACCACGGUCAAAUGGGUUGCUGGAUAUGGCGAUUUUUCAUUCCAGGAGCGACUGGUCAUCGCUGCUCAAGGUGUCAUGCCAGCGAAACUCAUCACUGAGGAGGACGGCAUGGACUUUGUUGAUGGUGGCAGGUUGACACUUGUGGACUUUGAUCUCGGUUUCACCGACGGCAAGGAUACGGAAGUCACCAUUGAGGUGGGAACAAAAGAGCCCGAGGUCCUGGAAGAGGAACUUCGAGACAUGGCUACGGAAGUCGCCAUCGUAAGAAGACGGACUGUAGCCCAAAGGGGGGGCGUCCGCUCCGGUCUCAUGCGAUCAUCAACUCUUGCCGAUCGUCAAGCAGAUGAUUUGCUGAGGCCGCCUGUUCCACCAAUUCCUACAAAUGAUGACGACCCUCUGCUCCCUAGGCGUAUGACAGGGCCUCGUACAGAGGCUCGGAGAGCCUCGAUCCAUGAGGAUCCAGAAGACCCGACCCUAGAAGAUGUUCAGGAGGCCCUCGAUGCACCUUAUGCACAUGCAAGCCCACGCACAGCGCCAACUCUGCGACGUGCCGCGACCGCGGCCGCUGUGAACCGGCGGCUCCAUCCCUCGGCCGCAAAUGGCGGCCAUGUGGAAUACAGACGCGCAGAUGGUAGGGCAGAGCAUCCCCAUGAGAGCGACGCUGAUAAUUGGGUUCCGCCUCCUCCACCGUAUGCCAAGGAGGAUCCUGGCGAUGUACCCUCUUUCCUACGACAUGCCGCAAUUCCAGGAGUAGGUCUGAGCCCGGUUCCCCAGGGCACUUCGAACUCAACGACCUACACCGCGCCUGUGUUGCCAAACAUCAGCCCUCAAGCACUGCAACAAGUGCCACGUUCAAUACAUUCUUCAGGAUCAGGACAAGUAUCCCAAGGGUCUAACAAUUCACACGGACGGCCAGAACUGGCGAGGUUACAAACCUCCCCAGCUUCGAAAAGGCAUUCAUGGCAACAAGGUCACUCACGACCGAGACCAGGAAGUGCUUCGGUGGACGCUAGUCAAGGCUACUCACACAUGUCAUCAGAACGAGUGCCGAAUACCGCCCAUCCAGGGCAUUCCCAGCUGUCACGGCACACUGACCAAGAAGAUGAUCUGUACGAUGUUUCACCAGUAGAGCGACCAUCACAGUCAGCGCAAGUUCCACAGCUACACAAGAUUAAUACAGACACUCCCAGAUAUGAGUAUGGUGGUACACAUACGUCACCAUCUGGUAACUAUUCAGCAAGCACAGGAAGGAGCGCAUCUUCAUCUGAGGCGCAAUCUGCCGCUACCACUACAUCUUCGGGCGUAAUGGCCAACGGCCAGCCCUUGAAUGUGAGAAUACCUCCACAAGGUGCCGAUGACACUGGGAGCAACAAGACAGCCGAAAGUCCUCAGAUCGGGCGUCUAGCGAAUGCGUUCACGUGGCCUCGAGUUCGGCAAAUGGGGUCGUCAGGAGGGGCACAUAUUGGCGGGUACCCUCAUUCGGCGCCAGCAAUCGAUACCAACAAUGCCGAAAUCAUAGCGGCAUCUUUGCCACCGGCUCCAACGUCUGAUCAGCUGACCAGAUUGAAUAGUCGCCGGGAUUCUAGACCACCACGGCCGGCCUCGGGCAGUUUUCAAGUGCCUCGCGUUCCAGUCGGUCGCGUUUUACAUGACCGCGGCCGUUCAUCAUCGGGAGGGAGCGGUCACUUCUCUGGAGCUCCUGAGCCAGAGCAGCCAUUGAUCAUUAGCACUCCCAAGGGCGUCUCGGGUGCCUUUGACGCUCCUAAUCAUGACCACUCACAACAAUUCGAUAAUGGGGAUCCGGUGAUAUUCGCUCCCGUGCCUCGUCAUCCUGGUCCACAAGCUGGCGCCAGCAACAGUCGACCAACUGUGGAGCGACUGGAGACAAUCUACAGUAUCAGAAGUGUCGAUAGUCGAAAUGUGAACCAUAAUAUGCUCACAUUGCCUCUGCACAAUGGGCAAGGACAGGCGAUCCCAAUUCCUCCGGCACCACCCUCAGCUGCGCUUACCACGUCCUCGCUGCGGCACCACUCCAGUCUUAACAGACGGCCAAGUCGUGCUCGCAGAAGUGCCGCCAAAAAUAUCAAGGAUGCCAAAAGCCGGGGGUGGACUGGUCGUCGAAAACAAAAGAAAGAGAGCGAUGCCAUGAGUCUCGCCUGGACUGACGUAACGUGGGCGUCCAAAGCGCCGAGGGACGGACCGGGCAAGGAGAAAAAGUGUGCUGUAAUGUAG
Messenger RNA from Pestalotiopsis fici W106-1, 3669 nucleotides. RefSeq lists its product as uncharacterized. The transcript is spliced from 2 exons. Lineage: Eukaryota; Fungi; Ascomycota; Sordariomycetes; Amphisphaeriales; Sporocadaceae. The record is from RefSeq and is a predicted model, not a curated record. Bases 1 to 3669 code for a protein of 1222 amino acids. Gene Ontology annotation, molecular function: protein binding.